CUGCCUUAAAGGGGCCGCAGCGAAGCUCCGCGUCCCCCCGGGGGGGGGCUCACCGGGCCGCCGCCGCCGCCGCUCCAAGCCCCGGUACCGGCGGCGCCGUGAUGGAGCCCACGGCCUCCCGGGUGUUCUGCGGGCGGGUGCUGGGCAUGGUGAACGCCGAGGACGUGAACGCCAUCAUCCUGGCCCAGAAGAACAUGCUGGACCGGUUCGAGAAGACCAACGAGAUGCUGCUCAACUUCAACAACCUGUCGAGCCUGCGCAUGCAGCAGAUGAGCGAGCGCUUCGCGCACCACACCAGGACGCUGGUGGAGAUGAAGAAGGACCUGGACAGCAUCUUCCGCAGGAUCCGGACGCUGAAAGGGAAGCUGGCCAAGCAGUACCCGGAGGCUUUCAGCAACAUCCACGAAUCUCCCAUUCUGGAAGACGACGACGACUUUGACCCCGUUCCCAAAAGCACCACGACCACCAUCGCUACCUCGGAGCAGAGCACGGAGUCCUGCGACACCAGCCCCGACAUCAUCUCCCCCACCAUGAGCCAGGAGUUCGAGGAUCUAUCGCAAGGCCACUACGAUUUCCCGGCCGUGAACGGACAGAGUCUAACAGACGAGGACACUGCCAACGGCCUGGACUAGGCGCACGGCCCCGCCGGGGCCCCGAAGAACUAUCUCGUAUUUAUAUUCGUGUGUUCCUUUGGGCGUUUAUUUCGGGAAGAGGGAAGCGAUGGCCGAGCGAAGAAGCUCGGGAGGACGGAUCCCCUUCUGAUGGAUCCCCUUCUGCCUCUAGACCGCCGCUGUAGCAUAAACCCCACGACUUGAUACGGGGAAAUCAGUAAAAAAAAAAAAAAAAAAAAAAAGGGUUUAA
Molecule: messenger RNA, 861 nt
Organism: Cygnus atratus (black swan)
Lineage: Eukaryota; Metazoa; Chordata; Aves; Anseriformes; Anatidae
Gene: KXD1
Product: KxDL motif containing 1
Exons: 5
Coding region: 102-632 (176 amino acids)
Biological process (GO): lysosome localization
Cellular component (GO): BORC complex
Source: RefSeq, a predicted model, not a curated record